This is a messenger RNA of Danio aesculapii, 1019 nucleotides long. It is a transcript of the gene olig4, whose product is annotated as oligodendrocyte transcription factor 4. The record is from RefSeq and is a predicted model, not a curated record. Gene Ontology annotation, molecular function: protein dimerization activity. Bases 137 to 871 code for a protein of 244 amino acids. The transcript has a single exon. Lineage: Eukaryota; Metazoa; Chordata; Actinopteri; Cypriniformes; Danionidae.
UGGGCCUAAUGUCACAUUAUGCAUCUCAUUGUGUCUUUGUGAUGCUGAGCAGUAUAAAUACAGCCCUCUCAGCCGUUCACACACUCAUUCCUGAUCCCUCACUCCAAGCGGAUAGUUUCUGAGAAGACUUUCAAAGAUGGAUUCAGACGCGAGCUCCACGUGCAGUCGCUCCUCCUCACCAGAUCUUGCAGUGGAUUCCGGCUUUUUCUCCAACAAGAUGUUCCAGGCCUACGGGGAAACGGUGCAGCAGACAUCGGAAAAAGGGUUGCAAAACGCCGGGAAGACUCGCACUCGGGCUGAUCUCUCCAAAGACGACCUGCAAGAUCUACGCUUGAAAGUGAACAGCCGUGAGCGCAAACGAAUGCAUGACCUCAACCAGGCUAUGGACGGGCUCCGUGAGGUCAUGCCGUAUGCUCAGGGACCUUCUGUACGCAAGCUGUCCAAAAUCUCCACCCUGCUGCUCGCCAGAAACUACAUCCUCAUGCUGUCCAGCUCUCUGGAGGAGAUGAAGAAGCUAGUAGGCGAUGUGUAUGGAGCGAACGCUCAGAGUCACUCUGCAAGACGGGUUUUACCACCAACUUCAGCUGCUCCAGCUACACAGUUACCGCUGCUUUCAUUGGCCCCAUCACUGCAUCCUUUAGUGGGCAGCACCUCCGCUUUGAGCCACACUACUGCAAAUGGAGCUCAAACCCCUCAUUCUCCACCCUCCACCGGGUAUCUGGGUUUCCCUGCUCUUCCUACACUUCUAAAAGACCCUCUUCAUCUUUCUAGUGGCUACAGGCAUUUCCCGGGUAUGCCAUGCCCUUGUUCUCUGUGCCAGCCUCUCCCUGCUUCCACAGCCAGCCUGCACGGCCUCUCCAUGGGAAAGUGAUUCAGGCGAGGCCCAGGCUUCAGGCCUGAAGUAGGCCGAAGUUGAAUUUCGGACUCUGAAAACAUCCGGAUGUGUUUCUAGAUGUUGUGUAAAGACUGUAAAUGUUCUGUACAGAAUUCUUUUCAUACAAUCUGCUGCUAUUUUUAUA